This is a messenger RNA of Cololabis saira (Pacific saury), 6419 nucleotides long. Its product is annotated as kinesin-like protein KIF26A. The coding region runs from base 991 to 5772 and encodes 1593 amino acids. The transcript has 13 exons. Gene Ontology annotation, molecular function: ATP binding; microtubule binding; microtubule motor activity. Gene Ontology annotation, biological process: microtubule-based movement. NCBI's taxonomy places the organism in Eukaryota, Metazoa, Chordata, Actinopteri, Beloniformes, Belonidae. The record is from RefSeq and is a predicted model, not a curated record.
UGGGAUGGACAGAUGGAGAGUUCGCAGACAUGGUCGUCACGGUGACUGAGAUGAACCUGUCUGGACCUUUUUUGAAUCGUUUCUGAUUUUUAGAGACUCUGAUGAAAACAAUCAAAUAAUGAAGUGAAGAAACGGAGGAUGAUUUAAAGCACGUCAGCGCUGAUGGAAGAGCAUCGAAGGAGCGGGUCAGAGAGGAGACAAGUUCAGACACCAGCUGAUCAGGGUACACAUUUCUGGUGGAGUUCUGUUGGUCCUGAAACAUAAAAAGAGCCUGCUAAUGAUAAAAAGCCGAAAUGAGGCGACCGGUAGAAGUAUCAGAGGAUCUUUAAUGCCGAGCAACUGGAAAAUUGUCACGUUAAUGAUGGAAGUCACCAAAAACAAAUGUUCUCUUCAUGUCAAGUUUUUCUCCAAGAAUUCGCCGUCGAAGGAUUGAGCUGCAUCCAGGUUUUGGUGUUAAGGGUUUAAAUUCAGCCGGAUGUUGGUGGUGAACCCUUCUGGACAGGGUCCACGUAAGAACUGAUGGACUGAUGGAAGGUUUUUGCGCUUCGAGGAACCGGUUCCUGCUCUGAACUCUGGUCAGAGGUUCUGAAAUCACCUGACUGGAAAAUGAAGCCAAAGCCGAUCCAACCCCUGCUUCCUUUACCUCAGGACUUUGACUUUGAUCAAGGACCCUCCUGAGUCCAUUCGGAUCUGAACCAUAUCUCCUGAAGGAUCCCAAGAUCCCUCUGAAUCCAGGAUCCAAAUGCUGUUUUAAUCGAGCCUCACUCUCCGAACGUCUGGAGCUCCCCACGGAGCUUGAGUUAUUGAUGGUUCAGCUCACGUUUUGGAUUUGUGUUUAAAUCACUCUGAGGUCUCAGGGGGCUUCAGUUAUGUGGAAGACUUUGGUCCUCUGAGGUGUUGCAUCCUGGGACCGAUCAUCGCCAGCCUUGGUUGAAUCCCCACGGUGGCAAAUGAGAUCGAGGAGAAGUUUGGCGGACGCGUGCUGAGCUGAUGAUGGACAGGAAAGAAGCGACAGCUCAGAAGUUCAGUCUGUCCCGCAGAAAGAAGUCCCAGCAGGGCCCCUGCUCCCCGCCCACCGAGGCCCCGGGGCCACUGUUGUACACCGGGGGCUUCAGCGGGGCCCUGCAGCUGUCGCCGCCCGCCGUCCCACCAUGCUUGCUCCGGGCUGGAUCCAAGAUGAAGGACACCCCUGGGAUGGGCAAGGUCCGCGUCAUGGUCCGAAUCUGCUCCGCCCACAGCAGCAAGUCCUCAGAUUCCACGUCCUUCUUAAAGGUGGACGGUAGGAAGAAGCACCUGACUCUCUGCGAGACAUUGAUUGUUGGACUCCCCAGCGCCCCCCAACGGCGCUUCUCUACCUCUGCAAACCAGACCUUCACCUUCGAUGCCAUCUUCUCACAGGAUGCCUCACAGGCUGAGGUGUGCUCGGGGACGGUGGCUGAGGUCAUCCAGUCAGUGGUCAACGGAGCGGAUGGUUGCAUCUUCUGCUACGGACAUGCCAACCUGGGUAAGACGUACACUAUGAUUGGCCGGGAGUGCUCCACACAGAGCCUGGGCGUGGCUCCCACAGCCAUCUCCUGGCUCUUUAAGGUGAUCGAGGAGCGGCGGGAGAAGUCUGGCGCCUGUUUCUCUGUAGGGGUGUCGGCGGUGGAGAUCUCUGGACAGGAAGAGAUGCUCAGCGACCUCCUGGCUGAACUCUCGUCCCCAGCAGGAAACCAACAGGAGUCCCGGGGACCUGCAGUGUCUCUGCAGCAAGAUCCUAUCUGUGGAUCCCAGCUGCAGAACCAAACAGAGCUUCGGGCCACCAGCGCCGAGCGGGCAGCGUUUUUCCUGGACACCGCUCUGGCAGAGAGGAGGAGCAACCGGAUGCCGAGCAGCCAGGAGGUUUGGAGGAACUCCCACUUCCUGUUUACUCUGCACCUGUACCAGGAGAGGCACGACAAGAGCAACAAGGCAGCAGCGUCCGGCCGGAGCCGUCUGCACAUACUGGAUCUCGGCAGCUGCGAGACCGACAUCAGCAGGACCAGAGAGGGAGGCGGAGCUCAGUGCCUGUCCCUGUCGGCACUGGGGAACGUCAUCCUGGCGCUCGCCAAUGGGGCUAAGCAUGUCCCCUACAGGGACAGCAAGCUCACCAUGCUGCUCAGUGAAUCGUUGGGAAACAUCAACUGUAGGACCACCAUGAUCGCCCACAUCUCCGACUCAGUGGCUAACUUCAUGGAGACACUGACCACCGUCCAGCUGGCCUCCCGUGUCCACCGCACCAGGAAGAAGAAGACCAACAACGCUUCCAGCUCCUCGGGAGGCGAGAGUUCCUGUGAGGAAGGCCCAUCCCACCGCCUGCCUCACCUCAAACCCUUCUACCCUCACACCAUGGCCCUGGACCCGGACAGGCCCCUGGUGCUCUCCAGUGAUCCUGACUACUCAUCCAGCAGCGAGCAGUCCUGUGACACAGUCAUCUACGUCGGGCCUGGAGGGGCCGCUAUCUCAGACCGAGAGCUGAGCGACAACGAGGGCCCGCCUUCUUUCGUCCCUAUCAUUCCCUCCCUAAACAAAAAGCGGAUCAAAGAUGCACCCAAGGCUGACGGCGAUCAUUUAAAGUGCAACACGUUUGCAGAGCUACAGGAGAGAUUGGACUGCAUCGAUGGCAGUGAGAGUCCAGCCACAUUCAGAGUGUCCGAAGCAGGAAAACCUCUGAGUAAACCCACAGAGGAGGCACCUACACCCAAAUCUGAUCAGAACUCCUCCCAGUGCCUCUCAGAAAGCACACCGAAACAGAUAACUAAAUGUGAUCAUAGAGAAGUCGACCUCACAAACUCUUACAAAAGGAUAAGCUCAGAUGGCAGUAAGCUCUUAGCUCCCCCAGCUCAGUCAUGUUUGGUUGGGCCAUGUGGGACAUACUCCCAGGACUCUGAGCCUGUGGUGAGAGAGAAGGUCUUCCUCAGAGGAGGUGCACUUAAGCCCCCAGCCUCCCUACCGUUAUCUAGGACAUCCAGUAUAGCAUCUGAUCCUGUAGCAGCACCAUCCAGGGCUCCCCCAGUGGGCAUGAGCUGCCAAGGCCAACCUCUUGAGUCACGGUCUCAGACCCGCGGACACCCCUUGGAAUCACGCCUAGAGCUGGACUUUCUAAGGACCACAGUCACACUACAGCAGCCCGUGGAGCUAAAUGGUGAAGACGAGCUUGUGUUCACCGUCAUCGAGGAGCUUCCCUGUGGCCUUGUUCCAGACAACGGCCGACCUACCAAUUUCCUCAACUUUGGUGCGGACUUCUCUUUGCAGGCCUCCCGCCCAGUCAGCAUCAUCAGCAGCAUCAAUGAUGAGUACGAUGCAUACAUGACUCAGCGUGAAGCUCAAGAACCUGGCAUCCAUACAUCUGGUCCAGGUCCAGAUGACUGGAAGGUCCAGUCAUCUGUUUGCUCAGCCAAACCUGAGGGCAGCCAUUUAAUGAAAACAACAUUGUUGAGGUACGAGAGCAUGGCAGCAGAGAGGGCCUCCAUGCUGACCUCCCCGAGUAUCUUCCAGCAACAUGGCCUGAAGAGCUCACUGAACGACAGUGGGGUCUGCUUCUCUGAGCUCGACAGUGAUCCCGCCACCCCCAACAAAUCUCCCUUCACAAAGCGUGACCCAUCCCCUGACUCGGCCUCCCACGAAGCCUCCCCUAAAGUGAGAGCACUCAACACUCCAGUGUCCUCCUACUCCAGUCUUCCCAGGAAAACCAAACUUAGUUCAUCUGCAUCUGUGGGCUACAGCAGACAGGAAGGCAGACACCGGGACUUUUCGGUUCAGGGAAGCGGUGUUAUUGAUCCAAGAGAGACUGAGCUUCUCUCUGCAGGUAAGCAAACAAAAAGUAGUAUGACAACUGUAUCCUCUAAAAAGUCUGGAGGAAACGGCAGCAGUGUAGCUAGGUCUCCAAAGGUGCAUGUUUCUUUAGUUCAGAGGGUUGUGGAUGGUUGUGAAAAGUCUGGCAGCAGGAGAGGAGAUACCCUCAUCAAGGUUCCACGUCUCACUCGUGGUGCAACGACUCUGGGAACCGUCUCUACCCCACAUUGUGCUGAAUCCAGAGGUACUCAUGAAGAUACAUCAGUUAUUGGAACAGUGAGGUUUUCCUCGCUUGGAAAAAAGUCCAAUGGGGCAAAGAGAAGCAUGAUCUCCAAGUCUGGAUAUGGAAACAUUUCCCCUCCUGCUCCACUUGUCAGACAGUCCAGCCAAGAGCACAAGACGAAGUCUCCAAGUGCCUUAAAAACAAGCAAUGACUCUGGAAAGUUUGUGUUCCCAAAAACCUCAGAGGAGGAAUUCUCAAUCAGGUUCAGAGCAGAUUCAUUCAGCCACAGGACAUCGCCUUUCAAGACUGACUAUAGCUUUGCCAGAAUAUCUUCCAGUUUGAAGACCAGAGGGGCCAAAGCAGAUUGUCCUAGGAAAUAUGGGAGCCUGAUGUCUUUUGAGAGAUGCAAUAGUCCAAGCUCCACAGAAUUCAAAACAGAAGUGUUGAAGGAUGACAGUUCUUCUGGAGGGGGAAACGGCAGGUGCAACAGAUCAGGAUCACGGCGUGGCUUACUAUCCUCUAGCGCUGCCUCCUCUUCCCCGACCUCUUCUACCAUAUUUACGACCGCCAGCAAAUUGGGACAGGCUCAAGGCAGCACUAGCUCUCGACCUCCUGGUUCUGGCGGACUGAAGGUCAGAACAUUAUCCACAACCAGCUCAAGGAGUCUGGCUGCUUCCUCAAAACCUCCUGAUAUUCCAGCUGGACGCAACACUGGCCUGCCUCCAUCAGGCAAGUCCCCUUCACGCGCUGGAACCGGAACCAAGGUGGGAAAAGGCACCGUCAUGGGCACAAAGCAGGCCAUCAACAGGGCAGCCAACAAUCGGGUCAGCCAGCUUGCUGCUGGUAGUUCUAGAAAGCAGCUUGGGCAGGGGUCUGGAGUAACAAGAAGUGAGGAGAUUGACAGCGGGCCGCUGCUGCCGUCACCUUACAGCAAAAUCACACCACCUCGGCGGCCGCAGCGCUAUAGCAGCGGGCACGGCAGUGACAACAGCAGUGUCCUCAGUGGGGAGCUGCCCCCUGCCAUGGGCCGCACCGCCCUCUUUUACCACAGCGGGGGCAGCAGCGGCUACGAAAGCAUGAUCCGAGACAGUGAGACGACGGGCAGCACCUCAUCAACCCACGACUCCAUGAGUGAAAGCAGUGCAUCGUCGUCCAACAGAGGCAGAGUUUCCAAGUCACCCAAAAAGAGGGGAAACGGUGGAUUUCUGCGGCGGCGACUGAUCCCGGCUCCCCUGCCGGACUCUUCCUCCCUGGGCAGAAGGGUAGGGGGUCAGUGGGUGGACCGACCAACACUGGGCGGAGCCCUGAGAGAGCCAUUUGAGAUAAAGGUGUACGAAAUCGACGAUGUGGAGCGUCUGCAGAGGAGGAGGGAGGCGGCGGCAGGGUCAGAGACAUUCCACGAUGUGGAAAAGGGUCUGCUUUAUUUCAACGGCCGGCUGAAGAUGCUGGAGAGGCGGCAGCAGAAGAUCAGAGAGCUAAAGAGCAAACACGAGCGGCUGAAGGUGGAGCUGGAAGAGGCCAAAGGGCAACUGAUGCUCCACCCGGGCAAGUGGAGCGGCGAGUUUGACGUGGCCCAGGACCUGGAGCAUGACUCCCAGGAGUACCUGGAGUCUCUGACUCAGGUGACAGCAGAGCUGGAGUACUGCGUCAACCUCUGCAAGUCCCGCAUCAUGAUGGAGACCUGCUUCGAUGUUUCCAUGACAACAGGGGCUGGACGACAGAGGAUGGAGGCGUGAAGGCUUGACAUGUUGCCCUGUAGAGAACGCUGUAGAGAACCAAAACUCCACCCGUGAAUAAAGCAACAGCAGGUUUCUGCUUUUUAUUUCCCAGAAGGACUGAUGUUUGUCACAUCACACCACGACCCUCAGGUCCUGAACCGGAUCUGGGAACACCGACGGGACAGAAGCUCUGGAAGUGCCUUUCUAUUUAUUUUCUACUGGAGCUCCUUUAUUUUCUUUGAGUUUUCUUUUUCUUGUUUACCAUAUUUUAUACGGAUCAUCUUGGUUUUUAUGGUGCUGAUCUUUAUUAUGCAACUUGAUUUAGAGGAUAAAGUUUAAAAGAUGAAAGCAGGCUUAAGUUUUAGUCAAAAAAGCAGCAGAAGAAACCUCUCAAGUGUGCUCCAUGUCAGACCACAGGUGUGUUCAUGUGCGUGCACUCUGCAGGAAGAAGAAGAAGAUGAUGUCCUCUGCUGAGUUCAAACAGGGUUUAAAGGUUAACGAGGUCCUGGAUGUGUUUUUCCAUUGUUUUAUUUACCAUGUUGGGAAUAACGUCCAAAAAAAGUAAUGUAGUUACAUAAAUACGUUUAUUGUGCAUUACUCUCACGACCUCUCAGACCUUUUGUACUUGUCAUGAUCCCAGCGACGCAUGUUACAAAGCAUUUGAC